Diaporthe amygdali is the source of this 4578-nucleotide messenger RNA. RefSeq names its product Vegetative incompatibility protein HET-E-1. Gene Ontology annotation, molecular function: hydrolase activity, acting on ester bonds; protein binding. NCBI's taxonomy places the organism in Eukaryota, Fungi, Ascomycota, Sordariomycetes, Diaporthales, Diaporthaceae. Bases 1 to 4578 code for a protein of 1525 amino acids. The transcript is spliced from 4 exons. The record is from RefSeq and is a predicted model, not a curated record.
AUGUCAGCGAGCGAUUCUCACGCGCACCCCGAAGCGAUUAUCGACGACGCAUCCAUAUCGCCAGCAUCGGCAUCCGCUUGGUCCGGAGACACCAAAGCAGAGACACCCUCCAGGCCGGAACUAUCCCUCAAGAAACGAUUUACAAGCACAUGGGCGAGGAAACAAAGCAAAAGCAGUGAUGGCGAUGGGGAAGAAGGCACACGUGGGCCACUUGGGCUGCGACUAUUGCAUUACUCUCCGGAGCCUAUGAUUGACUUGAUCUUCGUGCAUGGGCUGCGAGGUGGCUCGAUCAAGACGUGGAGGAAAGGAGACGACCCACGAAACUACUGGCCUCAGCUUUGGCUUCCACUGGAACCAGGUUUGGAACAUGCAAAUAUCCAUAGCUUCGGGUACGAUUCAGACUGGGCGAGUACGAAGUCGAGCGUUCUAAACAUCCACGACUUUGGCCAGACAUUACUGGAGCAAAUGAGGAACUCCCCAUACUUGAGAGACAAUGGGAACGGACCGAUUCUGCUUGUCGGACACUCUAUGGGGGGUUUGGUUGUUAAGAAAGCUUGCAUUCUAGCCAGAGAUGUGCCAGAGUUCCAUGAACGCAUCCGAUGCAUUUUCUUCUUGGCUACCCCUCACAGAGGAUCCGACUAUGCUGCAUUGUUGAACAAUAUACUGACCGUGUCCGGAGUUCUGUCCCCACGUCACUAUAUCACCGACCUCAUGACUGGAUCCACCUCGGCUCAACUCAUCAACGAAGAUUUUGUAAUGACGACCAAGAUCAAAGACUCAAAUGAUCAGAUGAACAUUUUGAAGACAUAUUUGUGUAUUUCGGACAGCUCAGACGAGAAUUAUCCACGAGUCGAGGGGUCAUGCCAAUGGAUCGACGACCGAGAAGAUUUCCAAGAGUGGCGAGACUCAGCCGCGGCAUACCUCAAAGAUGACGCUCCCACACCGGCGAAGAAUCCUUCCGUACUUUGGGUCACUGCGAAUCCUGGAACCGGAAAGACGUUUCUUGCGGCACAUGUUGUGGAAGAACUUACACAAUUCCAGCUCGAGUGCGCUUCCUAUUACUUUCACGCUGGCAACAAAACCGCGCAGACACUUGGAAGCUUCAUGAGAUCGAUUGCUUAUCAAAUGGCUGCCUCGAAUUCAUCAGUACGGGAGAAACUUCUCGCACUUUAUAAUGAAGGAUCAACAUUCGACAAAGAUGAUGCCGGGACAAUUUGGACGAAACUGUUCAAGAGAGGAAUCCUUCAGGUACGUACAAGCAGAUUCAUGGGGCUGUCCUCCGCUUACAGAGAUGAUUUACGCAUCAAGGCUCGGGUACGCACGCCACAAUAUUGGGUUAUCGACGCUAUAGAUGAAUGCAGCAAAUACCAGGAACUUUUUACCCUGAUCAAGGGCAUUCAGCCUUCCUUCCCACUUCAAAUAUUUAUAACGAGUAGGAAGUUGUCCGACAUGCAACAUUUGAUUCGAUCAUUGGAGCCGUCCAUGUUAGUGAAUACCAUCGGAAUAGAGACAGAGGACAGCAUUGGGGAUAUUGAAUCCUAUAUACAAUACCGCACACGGGACCGACCUAUCAGUACUAUCGAGGGCCAAGAAGACCUAGUUGAUAUCUUGUUGAGGAGGUCGAAUGCCUGCUUUCUUUGGGUGAGACUCGUACUGGAUGAGCUUGAACAGGUCUACUCCAACGAAAGUGUUCUUGAGGUUCUUCAUAAUAUCCCGGAAGGAAUGAUUCCAUACUAUGAGAGGACGAUUGGAUCAAUGGCCGAGAAGAAACGCGAAAAGCACAUCGCCAAAGCUGUGCUUCUCUGGGUUGUGGCAAGUUCACGGAAACUUGUCAUCUCAGAGCUCUCCCAUGCGCUGAAACUGGAUAUCAAUGCCGUCCUCCCGAGCGCCAGGAGCGCUGUCGAGGGCCUUUGUGGCCAGCUGGUAUCCGUCGACCACAGUAACGGCCUGGUUGACCUUGUUCAUCCCACUGUACGAGAGUUUCUUCUCUCGGAGGCUGCAGCCGAGUUCAGUCUCUCAAGACCUCGAGCUCACGAACGGAUCGCCCUUACAUGCCUACAACUUCUAUGCUCACCCGAGUUACAACCUCCACGGAGCCAACGUCAACUAUCUUCCCAGAGUGUGAGAAGCAAAGAAUCAUCGCCUCUCUUGGACUACGCCAUAACACAGUUCUCGGAGCAUGUUUGCAUGGCCUCGUCCGAGACAGAUGAGCUUCUGCUUUCCCUUGACCGCUUUUUCAGAACCACAGUACUUUCAUGGAUUGAGAAGAUUGCUCGCAAAGGAGAUCUUCACCCACUUAUUCGAGUAUCCCGAAACCUCAAGAGCUACCUCAAUCGACGGGCGAAGUACAGAUCUCCAUUGAAUAUCCAAGUUCAGAACCUUGAAAGCUGGUCAACAGACUUGAGCAGGAUCACGACAAAGUUCGGGACCGCCCUUUUGGAAAAUCCGGGCUCUAUUUACUUCCUAAUCCCGCCCCUCUGUCCGUCCACUUCCGCCAUCUAUCAGCGCUUUGCUAAGCGGCCAGAUGGACUAAUGGUAGUUGGAGACAUUGAAAAUGCGUGGGAUGACUGCAUUGCAUCUAUUACGUUUAGCAAAGACACCAUCGCUGCGGCCGUAUCUUGCGGAGAACGCACGAUAGCAGUUGGCAUGGAGUCAGGUGAGAUAGAGCUAUAUGACCAGCGCAGCUACCAGAAAGUUGGCCUCAUCCAAGGCAAGCACCCAGUUGAUCUCGUACAUCUCAUGGAUAAUUGCAUCGUGGCAUGUACGACAAAGGCCAUCAUCCUCAUGGACAGAUCAGGAAAUAUUGCGUGGCAAACAAGACUGAGGUUCCGAUGCAUUCUUCUCACAUCGACCCCUGAAGCCAUCAUAGCUGUGUCGCAGCAUGGUCACGUGCUUAAAUGGGACAUUUCGACCGGUUCACUCCUCGAAGAUCAGGUUUUCACAUACAGGAGUCCUGACGACGAAACCGAAGUCAUAACCCAGAUCAAAGCUCCUCAUGUAGCGACAUUGUCACCAGACGUGGAGCUGCUCGCUCUGGGUUAUAGGUGGGGUACAGUGUGUAUGUGGGAAGUGUCAAGUGGUGAUUUAAUCUGCUGGGCACGAGAUGACGAAAACAGGCUGGUCUCAGUCUUGAUAUUCAACCCAAACCCCAGCAUCAAUCUUCUGCUUGUCAUCUUCAGGGACCAUGAAUUGGCACUAUAUGAUACGUGGUCCGGUGGCCUGGUCACCUCACAGGCGUCGCCAAGUUGUGUCGGAGUACUUUCUGCUACCUGUUCGCUUGAUGGAAGAACGCUGGCAACAAUGGAUCCCCAAGGCAUCUUGCAGAUUUGGGACUUUGAGUCUUUGAACCUCCUAUAUCACGUCUCAACACCAUCCACGUCCUUUCGUAUCCUCAAUUUCACUUCGGACGGCACAGGAGUGGUGGAUAUCAUCGAUUCCGGCAUGUCUGUGUGGUCACCCGCGGCACUUGUUCGCAAGACCAACGAAGAAGAUCAAAGCGUUAGCGAGGAUGCCAUCAAUCUGCCUCCUAUAGAGGGUGAGUAUGAGAUGCAAAGAACCUCAAGGAUAUCAGCAUUAUGCGCCCACCCUUUGCUCCCCCUUGUCUUUGCUGGAAAACAGGACGGACAGGUCUCGGUUUUCAGCACAAGGACGGGAGAACAGAUGGCGGGCUUGUAUGUUCAUGACCACUCAGCGUCAAUUAUGGAGAUCUCUGUGAGUAAGAGCAACAUACUUGCAUCACGAGACAUCGACGGCGUCGUGCAAGUGUGGCAUCUAGGAUCUGGGCAACUUUCGACGCUGGAUUCCAGAUCCAUGAUUUUCCAAGUAAAGCUUUCGGCCCAGGUCAUGCAAAUCUGUUUCACAGGCCUCGAAGACCAUCUUCUCAUCUCGGCGGAGACAGUUGACAAACUAUUUCACAUCAGAGACGGGCAAUGCGUUGGGUCUCUGCACUUCGCCCCCGGAGAGAGGAGGAUUUGGCGUUGGUUCCCAGCGACCACUUCAGGGCAGAAGGACGAGCUAUUCUUGUUGAGAGACAAAAUUCUGCUGAAGUACGAUGUCCCGAACUUCUCUUCAGAGGUUGGUCGUUCCAAAGUCCAGUUGUGCUUCAAUGUGGAAGACGGGACUGAGUUGACGGCUAUUGCCGGAGCCGCCAUCAUUCCAAACACGCAGACCCUAGCUGUCGAUGUCCGCCACAGCUCAGGUUUUAUAUCGUCCUCAACCAUGUUCCUGUUCGAAAUAAAAGACACGGAUAUCUUGAAGCCAUCGGAAAAUCAGCUUCAAAUAAGUUCAACGAGCUUGGAGCUUUCCAAGAUUUGCAAAUACCUCAUCGGUAUCAAUGAACGCGCACAGACGGUCACAUUCCUACACCAGAACUCAUGGAUUUGCAGCAUCGAAGCUGGGAAUUUAUCAAAAGGACGCUUCAGUCAGCACUUCUUCGUUCCUACCGAGUAUAUCUCGGCCAGGAACCAAGUUCUGCCGGUGAGGACAGUUGAGAAUGGCAUCGUCUUCUGCCUCAAUGGAGGGCUGGCUAUAGUGAAGAAUGGGUUCAACUUCCGAGAUAUUAGAGAGGUUGGAAACUGA